This is a messenger RNA of Drosophila navojoa, 3580 nucleotides long. It is a transcript of the gene neb, whose product is annotated as kinesin family member nebbish. NCBI's taxonomy places the organism in Eukaryota, Metazoa, Arthropoda, Insecta, Diptera, Drosophilidae. Gene Ontology annotation, molecular function: microtubule motor activity; ATP binding; microtubule binding. Gene Ontology annotation, biological process: microtubule-based movement. The record is from RefSeq and is a predicted model, not a curated record.
CAUUAUUAGUAUGAAAAAAAUUGACAACAAACGACGCGACGACGCGCGCUAUUUUCGAAACUUAACAACAAUUUCCUUUGUUUAAACAAUAAGUCUAUUUGAGUGAUUGUAUAUAAAUAUAUUUUCCAAAAUGAGCAACAAAAGCACUCCAGUGCAGCAACGUAUUCAUCAAUUUCAAGCACGUGCGCGUGGUAGCUUCGGUGCCAGUGGCAGUGCCACCAAAACUCCUGCAACAGUUGCCGCUGGACUCAGACGCAAAGUGUUGACACGCACACCGAAACGCAGUGCCGAGAAGCCGGCAGCAGAUCAACUCCUAAAUACAGCCUUCAGCAGCGGCAUUGCAACACCGAAACCAAGGCCAACGGCACUAAAUGCCUGCUAUACGCCAUCCUCGCUCUAUCGCAAGACGACGCCGUGCCACAGCAGCAGCAGCAGCAUCAACAUUGGCAAUAGCCAUAAUAACGCCAAAAAAUCAGCGAGCAAGGCAAAGGAUAAAGAUGCCAUGACCGAGUCAUUUCACAGCGUUGCCGAGGAGAGCAACAUGAUUGUGGCUGUGCGCGUGCGCCCACUGAAUGCAGCCGAAUGCCAGCGCGCCAGCGUCACAAAUGUGGUCCAGGUGCAUGGCAACAAUGAACUGAGCGUUCAUGCGGGCAGCAGCGCGGAUGCCUCUGCUGGUUUCUCACAUUUCUUUAGCUACGAUCAGGUCUACUACUCGUGCGAUCCGGACCGCAAGAACUAUGCCGAUCAGCUGGCUGUCUUCGCGGGCACAGCUCAGCCCUUGAUCGACACCGCUUUCGAGGGCUACAAUGCCUGUCUGUUUGCCUACGGACAGACGGGCUCGGGCAAGUCCUACAGCAUGAUGGGCAUUGAGGGACUGGACGAUGCGGCGCUCGAUGGCAACGCGCCGCACGUGGAGGCCGGCAUCAUCCCGCGCUUCUGUCACGAGCUAUUCCGACGCAUUGAUGCAGUGAAGCAGCAGCUGCAGGUGGAGGUGGAGGUCAGCUACUUUGAGAUCUACAACGAGAAGAUUCAUGAUCUGUUGAGCGUUCAGCAAGCUAUGGCCGCACUGCCAGACACGCCCGUGCAGCGGCAGGCUCUCAAGGUGCGCGAGCAUCCCAUCUUUGGGCCAUAUGUCGUCGAUCUUAGUGCCCAUUCAGUGGACUCGUAUUCGGCCUUGCGCAAUUGGCUGGCUGUGGGCAAUUCGCAGCGUGCCACUGCCUCUACCGCCAUGAAUGACAAAAGCUCCCGCUCGCAUUCCAUAUUCAAUAUUGUGUUGAAUCUGACCGAUUUGAGCAGCGAUGGCAGUGAUGACAUGUCCUCCGACACAGACUCCGGCACCGUUGUCUCCCUCCGGCAAACGCGUCGCAGCAAAAUCAGUUUGGUCGAUUUGGCGGGCAGCGAACGCAUCAGUGUUUCGGGCUCGAAUGGCGAAAGGAUACGUGAAGGAGUUAGCAUCAACAAAAGUCUCUUGACGCUGGGCAAAGUGAUUGCGGCGCUGGCCGAUUCUCGCAAAGUGGGCGGCAAUGCCACGCCCAGCACAUUUGUCCCCUAUCGCGAGAGUGUGCUCACCUGGCUACUGCGGGAAAAUCUAGGCGGGAAUUCGAAGACCGUGAUGCUGGCCACCAUUUCACCGGCCAGCCUGCAUGCGGAUGAGACGCUAGCGACGCUGCGGUAUGCGUGCAAGGCGCGGUCCAUAGUGAAUCGGGUGAAGGUGAAUGAGUCGCCACAUGACAAGAUUAUCCGUGACCUGCGCGCCGAGGUGGAUCGCUUGAAGUCGCUGCGUAACGAGUAUGAGAGGCAACGACGGCUCUCGGCUAGCAAUAACAAUCCGCCGGCGCCGCGGAAAAUCAUAAUCGAGACGUCCGUCGAUGACAGUGAAGUGGAGGCACUGCGCCAGCAGCUGGCGGAGCGAGAGCGUGAGCUAAAUCGCGCCCAAAAAUCAUGGAUGGAAAAGCUGAAAGAGGCUGAGGAUCAGCGCAAAUCCGAGCUGCGACUGCUCAAGCGCAAAGGACUCGCACUAGAGCUAACGGCCGAACAGAAGCAAGCAUGUCUGGUGAAUCUCACCGAUGAUCCCAUGCUAAGUGGCACGCUCUUCUAUCUGUUGCCACCGGGCAUUGUUCGGAUAGGCCGCGGCCGUGCACCAGGUGCGCCGGCGAAUUCCCUGCCGGACAUCGUGCUGGACGGUCCGUUGGUGGCGCUGCAGCACUGCAGCAUUGAGCACGAUCGGUCGGGUCGGCUGUACGUGACUCCGGGCAGCGAGGACUUCGAGACCUAUGUGAAUGGCGAACUGCUGCAGCAGCGACGUCCGCUCUACCAUGGAGAUCGUCUGGUCAUUGGCGGCUCGCACUAUUUUCGCAUCUCGAAUCCGUUCUGCAGUCAGCGUGGCAAAGCGGAGCAGCUCCAUGUGGACUUUCAGUUGGCGCAUCAAGAGAUUCUGCAAAAGCAGGAGCAACAGCUGCGGGACGAACUGGAGGCGGAGAAACGGGCGGCCCUGACGCGCAUCGAACAGGAGCGAGAGCAGCAUGCGCGUGACUUUGAGGAGCGGCUUCAGUGCCUCGAACUGGAACAGUUCAAGUACAAGUGCAACAGCGAAAUGCUCGAAACCGAACGCCAAGCGUUGGCCCAGCAACAGCUGAAGCAGUCAACGCCCAGCUACGACCUGACGACGACUCCGGCGCAAAAGUCCACGCUGCUGGAAGACAUCCAGCGCAUCAUGUUGAAUCCCAGCGAGGAGAGUCUGCACAAGACGCAGCUAAUGGUGAAGGAGGCGACGCAACGCUGCCGCCAGUUGGGACUGCAGCACCUGGAGUUUCGGCAGACACAGACGCCGGAUGAAUUUGGACUGCUGCGCACUGUCAUCCUCAUUGUGGACAAGCAGCGUUCCUUGAAGGCGGAAUGGCCGAUUGGACGUCUGACCGUGUGGCUGGACAUGCAGCGGGAUGCGCCGCCCAGCUGUGAUGCAAGCAAUGUGUUCGACAGCGUUGAGAUUGAUUGGGAACCCAUGGAUGCGGCACUCAAUGAAACUCUCAAUGACACCCAGAAUUCCAGUCGCAUUGCCCUCAAUCUAAGUGCCAUGAAGGAUGCACUGCUCAAGCAGCCAUUCAAGCGUCUGCUCAGCGCUAAUAAUACGCCGCAACAGAGCUCCACCAACAGUUCACCCAGCAGCAAGCUGGCAAUGUAUACUAAGCGUCUGCUAACCUACGAUCUCGAGGAAGAGAUGCAACAGCACCAGCAACAGCAUCCGCAUCAGUUCCCGGCGAACAGCAGCUCCAAUUUGGCGCAGCUGGCGCAGCAUGAACUGCAGCUGAUGCAACGAUCGGCGCAGCGACUGCGUCGCCACUGUGAGCAGGCGCAACAGGAGCGCGAGAAUCAGUCAGAUGCCGGCUGCCAGGCUGAUCAGUUGCAGGAAGCGCUCAACCGGUUGGAUAGCGUGCUUCUGAGCAUGCACAGUUGCCUGGGAACGAUGCAGUCAACGGAUGUGAGUUCACCAACCAAAGCUCAAAAGGCUGUGCGUUUUCUAAUUGAUUGACGAUGUCAGUUAUAUAUUCAUUAUAUAGCCAUAUUUAUACCCAUACCUUAU